Messenger RNA from Linnemannia hyalina, 606 nucleotides. Lineage: Eukaryota; Fungi; Mortierellomycota; Mortierellomycetes; Mortierellales; Mortierellaceae. The record is from the annotation of a GenBank genome assembly.
AUGGCUGAGCAGACUCCCACUUUCAAAUUGGUCCUCGUCGGUGAUGGCGGUACCGGAAAGACCACCUUCGUCAAGCGCCACUUGACUGGUGAAUUCGAGAAGAAGUACAUCGCCACCUUGGGUGUCGAGGUCCACCCCUUGAGCUUCACCACCAACUUCGGCCAGAUCAUCUUCAACACCUGGGACACUGGCAACAUCAACGGACAGUGCGGUAUCAUCAUGUUCGAUCUUACCUCCCGCAUCACAUACAAGAACGUCCCCAACUGGCACCGUGAUCUCGUCCGUGUCUGCGAGAACAUCCCAAUUGUUCUCUGCGGUAACAAGGUCGAUAUCAAGGAGCGUAAGGUCAAGCCCAAGGCAAUUGACUUCCACCGCAAGAAGUCCCUCCAGUACUACGACAUCUCUGCCAAGUCCAACUACAACUUCGAGAAGCCCUUCCUCUGGUUGGCCCGUAAGUUGGCUGGUCACCAGGAUUUGGAGUUCGUUGCCUCCCCCGCUUUGGCCCCCGCUGAGGUCCAGGUCGAUGCUACCCUUAUGCAGCAGUACAACGAGGAGUUGAACAACGCCGCUGCCAUGCCUCUUCCCGAGGAGGAUGAUGACCUGUAA